AAAGAAGUUAGAAUACAAGGACCGAAUCACUACGCGACCAAAAUGGAGCAUGUAAAAUGUUGGUAGUGGCAAUAGCGGACGUGGCAGUGACGCACUUUAGAGGCGGAGGAGAGUCACGGUCAGACGCAUGGAGAUGUUGAGGCAACUUUUACCAUCGCAGACUCGAUUUCGGGUCGACACCCGCUCAUCAGUCGCAACGGCACCUGUCCAUCGCGUCAGUGUGCGGCAAGGUGCACACAGAGCGCUCUGUGACGGCUUUUGUUGUACCAUCGAGGAGUAUGGGCUUGGAUGUGUUUCGGUAUUUUCCAUGGCGCGUGAACGUGCUCUGCGGAUUCUGCAUUCAUAAACUUCACACAGGCUGUGUUGGUGGCCCACCACAGGCCCAACAACGCAAGAACUGGCGGAGGGCUCUGUGAAACUACAUCUCUGCGACUGGCAUUGCGACUGCGUGCAUCUGUUGUUCUACCAUGUUCAAAUGCUGCCACAGCGACUCGUUUCAGCGCCAUGCGGUCGCUUGGAAAUUGAGGACCGGCACCUUUGCGCUUGACGACGAACACAUACACCUCAGCAUCGUAGACGACGGGCUCUGAUAUGCAUGUGCACAGUUCAAGCGUUCAACUAAAAAAAAAGGAUCUAGUAGUACACUCAAAGCUCACAUCGGCAGAAUGGCAACUUCCACGCUCGCAAUGUGUGGAUACGAUGAUUUACAUUCUGAGGCUCCAUUGCUGACCGAGUGCAACAUCCGAGCGGACUAAAAGGGAUACGUAACAAGCACGCCGAGCCACAAACCAAGCUGUCGAAUCGCCUUCAAGUGUCCGUUUGUAUGGACCGACUAUCCGACUAACAUUUUCCAGUGAUGUGUACAGGACUAAGAUGGGGCAAAGGCCACAAAUAUCUUGCCUAGCCUCCUUAGUACACGCCACCGUAUGUCUGCCUCUCCACCGGCUCAGGCAACGGGCACGGACGUCUAUCCCUCGCUGUUCGUGCAAGACAACAUUCCGUAAUUUGCGUCCUCCGCAACAGUUCGUCUGUACUUGACCAUGCAGCUCUGGGGGUCUCUAGCCUUCUUACUCGGCGCCAUCUCGGCUACCGAUGUACAGGCUCGCACUCUGACCGCCAACUUCGACAUCUUGUCUUACAACGACGUCUACGAGAUGUUACAGGACACAGUCGAAGGUAUUAAGCUCGGUGGUCCGUCGCGAGUGGUUCCCGUUGCCAAGGCCAUGCGAGAGGCCAACCCGAACAGUCUCGUGCUGUUCGCCGGCGACACAGUCUCGCCGUCGCUCUGGUCGACGCAAUUUAACGGCCAGCACAUGGUUAAGGCACACAACGCCAUCGGUCUGGACUUUGCAUCAUUGGGCAACCACGAGUUCGACUUCGGCCUUGAGAACUUUAUGAACGUGACGCUCAACUCCAACUUCCCGUGGUUGAACGCCAACUGCUACGAAAUCGCUAACCGCAAGCUACUGCGCGGUACGGUGCCGCACGCCAUCAAGAACUUGACUGACGCUACAAACGGCCACAUUUCCAUCGGCUUGUUCGGCGUUAUGUAUGACAUGCAAGAUACCAGCAAAGGUCUGUACUGGGAGGACCCGAUCCAAGCUGCGCGGGAGCAGGUGGCGGCGCUAAAGGCUCAAAACGUUGACUUCAUUAUCGCCAUGACCCACCAGGACCUGGCGGACGACAACCGCCUCUCGAAAGAGGUUGCAGGCAUCGACCUUAUCAUCGGUGGCCACGACCACACGUCGAUGCUGCAGACCAACUACGGCACGCCGUAUCUUAAAUCCGACUUCGACUUCCGCUCUAUCUGGAAGUCGCACGUUGAAUACUACGCUGCCGACGCCGACAACGACCGCAAGUCGCUUAUGACGCACCAGGCUAUCCCGAUUGUCGAGAGUAUGCCGACAGACAACUCGCUGGACGCCGUCAUCGCCACGUACCAGGCACAGAUGGACGCGCUUGAGGAACAGGUCAUCGGCAACCUGUGCGAGGACCUGGACCUCACACAGAGCGUCGUGCGCGCCAAGGACUGCAAGAUCGGCCACCUGUUCGCGGAUGCCGGUCUCCAGUACUACGGUGCUGGCUCGGCUGACAUUGCCGUCAUGAACGGUGGCGGUAUUCGCGGUGACAAGGUCGUGGCUGCCGGUAAUCUGUCCCUGGGUGAGGUGCUGUCCUGGUCGCCGUUCGGCAACACGUUGAUGACCAUCCAGACUAACGGCGCGUCACUCAAGCUGUUCCUGAACCGCGAGAUGGUCGGAAACUGUGGCGACAACGUCGUCCAACAGAACGGCUUCUACGUUCACCCGUCGGGCUUCAACUAUACGUACACGUGCACGGGCAAUGGCGCCGGCGCCGUCUCAAGUUUGACGUGGCUUAACCACCCGACUAACACAGGCGACAUCAAAGACACGGACGAGUUCGUCAUGGCUCUCAGUAACUACCUGUACACGACCGAGUUUGCUGUGAUUGAAGGUGUAAAUGCCACGGUGAAGGUUAGCGAGGCGGAAGCUGAACGUGUGGACUCAGCGCUUGAAGCCUACGUGUCCAAGCUGAACAACGGCACUGUGUGCCUACCAAACGAAUUGCGCUCGUUCGUCUCAUUCUAAACUCCUUGCAGAUAGGAUGCAGGCGGGUGACAGCCUCAAUAAACACAGAUAGACUUGCACAGUGUGCAUUGUUGCAAACGAAAAUAUAAGCAGCAUUUGAAUAUUUCUUGAUG
Messenger RNA from Phytophthora nicotianae INRA-310, 2719 nucleotides. RefSeq lists its product as hypothetical. The record is from RefSeq and is a predicted model, not a curated record. NCBI's taxonomy places the organism in Eukaryota, Oomycota, Peronosporomycetes, Peronosporales, Peronosporaceae. Gene Ontology annotation, biological process: nucleotide catabolic process. Bases 1041 to 2606 code for a protein of 521 amino acids. The transcript has a single exon. Gene Ontology annotation, molecular function: hydrolase activity.